Plasmopara halstedii is the source of this 604-nucleotide messenger RNA. RefSeq lists its product as uncharacterized. The record is from RefSeq and is a predicted model, not a curated record. The coding region runs from base 92 to 274 and encodes 60 amino acids. The transcript has a single exon. NCBI's taxonomy places the organism in Eukaryota, Oomycota, Peronosporomycetes, Peronosporales, Peronosporaceae.
CCAUGAUUAACAUAGACUAUGUACCCAUUGUAUUUGUAUCUUCCACUUGCUCUUUCAAGAGCUCUAUCAAAGCAUUUUUCGAUACCACACAAUGGUAGGAUCACAAAAUCGUGACAUUCAAUCUAGCUUUCGACGUAGUCGAUGUGCUCGGAAAUCAUUUCUCUUAUUGAUCUUAGGUUUCAAUUUCAUUUUUUAUGCAUUCUUAGAAUACGUGCAUGGCUCGCUCCAAAGUUUCACACAAUUUAGCUGUGAUGUGACAAAAUUUGUGGAGUGAACGAUACCGUUAUUAUCGUUCAGCUCACCACCCAAGUUAUUAGGGAGAGAUGUUUUAUCCCACCCCCAUCAGUUGCUACAAGAGGCUUGUCAUCUGCCACUAUUCUCCAAAUCCUCAUUAAAAAUCACAACACCUCAAGUUCAUAAAGCUCCUGCAUAGUAUUCGAAUAGCUUGAACAUCUUCUGGUGCGCCAUUAACGGAUCUAAAGAUGUAACGUACCUAAAAAAAUCUGCAUAAACUGCGAGCUCGAUUCACAGAGAAAGUAUGCUCUUCCUAAAAACGAUUUGUAAACGAGCAGAUUUCACCGCGCUAGCAGCUCAGAUAAUGCAG